AAUAUGCUUCUGGACCGUGCCAUAGACCCUGCGGACAUGAACCCCACACAGCUCUCCAUACUGUCAGUGCUCAAGACCGCCAUGCCAUCCGGCACCAGCAUUCCCAUGCCGACGGGUACUUCUGAACCAGAUUGGUACAAGAACCUGCCUGAUGACGUCAAGAGCCUAUUGCCGCAGUUUUACCCUGCUACCACUACUUCGUCU
Messenger RNA from Bipolaris oryzae ATCC 44560, 204 nucleotides. RefSeq lists its product as uncharacterized. NCBI's taxonomy places the organism in Eukaryota, Fungi, Ascomycota, Dothideomycetes, Pleosporales, Pleosporaceae. The transcript has a single exon. The annotation marks the transcript as partial. The record is from RefSeq and is a predicted model, not a curated record.